Molecule: messenger RNA, 1449 nt
Organism: Talaromyces stipitatus ATCC 10500
Lineage: Eukaryota; Fungi; Ascomycota; Eurotiomycetes; Eurotiales; Trichocomaceae
Exons: 3
Coding region: 1-1449 (482 amino acids)
Molecular function (GO): nucleic acid binding
Source: RefSeq, a predicted model, not a curated record
AUGACUGCCUCACUCCUUACCCUAGAUGUCAAAGGCGCAUUUGACGCCGUGCUUCCCGGCAGACUGAUCCGCAGAUUACGUGAGCAGGGCUGGCCUACCAAUCUUGUUCUCUGGAUUGCCUCCUUUACUACUGGGCGAUCAGUUCAGAUCCAACUCGAUGGAGAGAUUGGCCCCUCAACAGACAUUGUCUGCGGUCUUCCACAAGGAUCCCCACAGGCUGUAUCAGCUUGUGUACUCCAUAAAGCAUACUAUGGCGCUGAAACCCGGUGGCCAGGAUAUACUCGCCCUGGGCCUUCCCAGACUUCGAACCGAGUUAGAGAACAUCUUGAGAAACUAACUAAAGUAAUACUAACAGGCGCAAGAGCAGUCCUUCCAGUUUUCCGCACAACCCCAAUAUCUGUCCUUUACCGAGAGUCUGGAUUCUCUCCACCAGAAAUUGAACUAGAUCGAAUAGCCCUUCCUGCAACUGUCCGCCUACGGCGUCUGGAUCCUUAUCACCCACUUCGAAGACGCGCAGAACAGGUUGCCAGUAGUGGCCGACAAACCAGCCGAUUUGCCCGCCGUAUACUGGCCCUCCCCAACUCUGAGCAGAUAAACCCUCUCCAAUACGCUCCCUGGCACCCUCGCGAGUCUCGUGAGAAUGCCCAAGCUCGAAUAGGAGCUCCCAUGGGACGCACUAAGAAACAGGCAGCGGCUAAUUUCACGUUCCUCCGCUCCUCACUCUCAUAUGGACAUGGGAAAGAGGUCUUCGACGCAGAAACAGAAGCUACCCUAGCUGGUGCUCAAGCAGCAAUAGCAUACCCAACAGCUCAAUUUGCUACCAACUUAUGGAUCUGCCUUGACAACUUGGAAGUUGCCACGCGCCUCCUAUCUCCCUCUACAGGAUCCUCUCAAGAGGUCUUUGAAUCCUUCCGCACACUUGCAGCCGCCUGGCCACUACGCGAGAGGCUUCCACACACCAAAAAUGGAUCAAUCCAAAUCCGAUGGGUCCCUGGACACACCAAAAUCCCUGAGAAUGAAGCGGCUGAUUUCGCUGCUAAAGAGGGAGCUGCCUCUGCUUCCCUCUCUCCAUCCAAAUCUUCAUAUGCCUCGCUAAAGAGAUAUGCCAAGACUCAAGCCCUUUCCGCUACUCAGAUACGGUGGCAGACUGUAGCGCCACAGACAUACCAAGACCUAGAAAUAACUACAUCUCCUAAGCGUCCUGGAGAGCUUCUGCUCAACCGACUCAAUCUUGGCCGUGUUAUUGCGGCCCGUACCGGUUAUGGAGACUUUGCAGACUAUCAUGAACAUUUUAAUCAUGAUGAUGCUCAUCUACUAUGUCGGUGCGGAGCACGAAAAGCACCUCUGCACUUCUUCUUCUGUCAUAUAGUUAAGAGACGAGCCCCUCGUCCUUCUGGGCCCCCUUCUGAGGUCAUCUCCUUUCUUUUAGGCACUGCAAAAGGAGCAUAA